GACUUCGACCUCUUUCAGGGGGCGUACCCCCUCGCGGCGCAGCACGCGGCGCGCCUAUUCGGCGCGAAGCAGCUCGCCAGCAUGCUCGGCGAGGCGAAGGCUGCCGAGCGCAGCUGGCGCGCCCUGCUGCGGCGCGAGUCUCGGCAACCGCGCGGCCAGCUGCCGUCGGUGGAGGUGUUGUGA
Molecule: messenger RNA, 183 nt
Organism: Emiliania huxleyi CCMP1516
Lineage: Eukaryota; Haptophyta; Isochrysidales; Noelaerhabdaceae
Exons: 1
Source: RefSeq, a predicted model, not a curated record